Cryptomeria japonica (Japanese cedar) is the source of this 3162-nucleotide messenger RNA. RefSeq names its product probable disease resistance protein At1g61300. Gene Ontology annotation, biological process: signal transduction; defense response. Lineage: Eukaryota; Viridiplantae; Streptophyta; Pinopsida; Cupressales; Cupressaceae. The transcript is spliced from 2 exons. Gene Ontology annotation, molecular function: ADP binding. The coding region runs from base 177 to 3110 and encodes 977 amino acids. The record is from RefSeq and is a predicted model, not a curated record.
AGCCAUUGUGUCGUAUCGCUGGGAAAGCACGUCGAAAUGUAAGCAGUCGUGUUAGACUGAAUAUGUAGCGUGCCAGUAACGCUACAAUCGGAUGAAAGGUUUCAUAGUUUCUGCAGUUUUAUCAAAUCCAGCCCAGUCUGGAUUAGUUUUUCCAUCCAUCUUUGGCACUUGAGUUCAUGGGGUCUUCCUACUCAUCUCAGAGAGAUUCUUUUAGUGGAUUUGAAAGAGAAACGUUCACUGUAUCAAAUAAAUUAUAUGAUGCAUUCAUCAACCACCGAGGCCCUGACGUGAAAGGUACUGUGGCUUUUGCACUUUACGAUUCACUCGAGGAAAAGGGAUUUUGGACAUUUCUUGAUGAUCAGGAAUUACAAUUGGGAGAUUUAAUUGAGUCUGUUAUAGAUAAAGCCAUAUACUCUUCUAAAGUGCAAAUCGCCAUAUUCUCACCAGGAUAUGCGCACUCCCCUUGGUGUCUAAAUGAGCUGGUUGACAUGUUGAAAACCAAGGCUCUGUUUAUUCCUGUAUUUUGUGAUGUCAAGCCUUCUGACCUUCGCUACCCUCACAAGGGAGUUUAUAAGGAUGCAUUCGCUAAGCAUGAGGAAAAGGGGAGAUUCAGCAAAAAGAAGAUUCGCGAGUGGAAAGAAGCCCUCCGGUAUUCUUCAUACAUCUCUGGCCACGAAUUCAGCACAUCUAAUGAUAAUGUCGAGAUACUUUGUUCAAAGAUUGCCUCGGCCGUGCAACAAAAGGUUGGAAAGACUAAGGACUUCCCAAGAUACGUGGAAAUUGCAAAUCAUGAGAUCGGUCUUCAUGCAGAGGCAGCAGCGACAAGUACAUCAGUACAGGUGAAAAAAUCGAGUCUUCUGCCAAGAGAUUCACAUCCAGUGGGCAUCGAUUCCAAAGUUGAAGAAAUGGUAGACUUGUUGGAAGACCCAAAAAAUAAAGUUAUAGCCGUUGUUGGAAUGGGUGGCUCGGGAAAGACAUUUCUUCUACAAAAUGUAUACAAUGCCUUAAAAUCAAGGUAUCAUUAUUCAAUUUGGCUCUCUAUAUCCAGAUCUUAUUCUGUCAAGAAUUUGCUGCAUGAUAUAGCCUUCCACACAGGUUUAGAAAGGAAAAUUGUGGAUUUAGAAAGGAAAAUUGUGGAUGGUACCAUAUCUGAAGAGACAGUGGCUAAAUUGAUUCAUAACUGUCUCCAAGGGAAAAAAUGUCUAAUUGUGUUGGAUGAUCUGUGGACGUUGUCCACAGAAGAUAAUCUCUUAGAUAAACUUGGUCUGCCAGCUGAUGAAGAUUGUAAAGUUUUGGUGAGCACAAGAAAUAGAAAGGUUGCUGUAGAUUUAGGUGCUCAAGUUUAUGAGAUGAAAAUUUUGUCAGAUGAAGAAAGUUGGAGCUUGUUUUGUUCUUAUGCAUUCGCAAAAUGUGAGGGAAAUAGAGCGCCACCGCACAUGGAAGAGGAGGGUUGGAAGAUUGUACGGCAAUGUGGAAAUUUACCUCUCGCUAUCAAAACGAUAGCAGCAUCUCUGGCAAACACAACACUUCUCAGCAAAUGGGAAUCCAAGCUCCGUCAGCUCGAAAGGGCUGCUGCUCCCAUUGACCAUGACCCUGUCAUGGAUAUAUUAAAGUUGAGUUACGAUUCCUUGCCAGAGCAUCUUAAAGUCUGUUUUGCUUAUUUUUCUUUCUUCCCUGAGGAUUGCCAGAUAGACUGUGAAUAUCUGAUAUAUCUAUGGAUAGGAGAGGGAUUCAUCCCAGCAGGAGCAGGAGAAGAGCAGUGGGAUAUGGCCUGGGAUUGGUUAGAUCAACUUGCCCAGUUGUGUCUGCUUCAACUUUGGGAAGCUAAAGAGGAAGCAAGGCUAACCAAAUAUUGUAAAGUUCAUGAUCUGUUGCAUGAUUUGGCCAUACAAAUAUCGCGGCAAAAUAAAUGUGCUUUUUCUGUUGAGGAAGCCUGUACACAUACAAGUGCCUCUGGCUGGUGUCGGAUUUUACUAGCCAAGAAAGAUAUACAAGUCAAUGACAUCUCAGAGAGCUGUCCUACUUACCUCCGUACAAUCUCACUAUCUCAGAAUGGGUGGCAUUUGAAUCACGUUCCGACAAAUUUGUUUACCUCUAUGAGAGGACUGCGCGUUCUGGAUUUAAGCUCAACAAGGAUCUCUACAUUGCCAGCGUCCGUUGGAAAAAUGAUACUUCUUAAAGUCCUCAAUUUAAGGGAUACACAGAUAAAGGAGGUACCGGAGUGUGUGAAGAAUCUGAAAAGUCUCUUGUUUUUAGCACUGCCUGUGUUAAGAUCUAAAAACUUACCAGUAUUGAUGAGUGAACUUAAAUGUCUUCAGCAUUUAGAAAGCAACAUGUUUCUUUCUGAUCGCAUGCCAAAGGUAAUAUCAAAGCUCGCCUCUUUGAGAACACUGCGAGCAGAAGUGGACCUGUCCAUAGAAGACGAUGAAUUCAUGAGGUUAGAGGAUUUGAUCAAUAUGACUCAGCUUCAGGAAUUAUGGUUAAGAUUUAACCAUCACAUGGAGAUGAGGAAGAUAGGAAGGAUCCUAGCGCAGUUGGUGAACAUGCGUCGUUUGUUAAUCCGGAACGACACUGGAAUUGAGUUUCCGCGGUUUCCCAAGAAAAUAAGGGCAAUGAAACUUCUGGAAAGUCUUGCAUUAACCAGCUUUGCGGUGCCACGUUGGAUAUGUGAUUUGGCAAAUCUGAGAGAAUUGGAGUUAACAGGCUGUGAUUGUAGUAACUACCCAGAGUUGCAAAGAAUGCCCAAUCUAGUGAGGUUGGAGUUGUAUGAGAAUAAGAAAUGUAUAGAAUUACCAAAGGCAUUUGGGAAGUCGGGAGGUUUUCCAAGCCUCCGUUUCUUGACAAUUAAUUAUUUUUCUAUAUUAGAGGAGCUCCCAGAAUUGGAGGAGGGAGCCAUGGUUUUUCUUGAGGAAUUCCGUUUGUGGAAUUGUAUGAAAGUGAAGAAAGUGGGAGAAGGAUUGGAGCGGUUGAAAAGAUUGAAGGAGUUCAAAUAUUAUGGCUCAGGGACAAAUGAAGUGAGGGAGGUAUUAAAGGAAGGAGGAGAAUAUUGGAGUAAAAUUAUAGGCAACAACCCUCACGUGACAAUCCAAGGACAAUAUAUUUUAAGAUGAAUGUGAUUAAUAUUUUUUUUUUUUUUUAAAAUUUUAUUUCAUUAUUGUAAUA